GACAUAGUCACAAAGUGUAUUUCCGAUCCACCCUAGUCCACCAUGGCGCAAGGCAAAACGAAAGGACUUCAGUCAAAGGGCGCAAACUCGAGACACGCCGCUAAGGCGGCAUCUGGAACGAAGAAGGGGAAAAGAUUCAUCGCUCCAAAGAAAACUGUCCUUGUACAACAAGCAGCGCUUCACAAGAAUCUGACUGCUAAGAUCAACAAAUCAAUUGAACAACAAAUGGUAGCCGCCGCGUCUAACGGCAAAUUAACCAUUAUGAAGAAUGGCCCGGUAGAUAGUUCUUCGAAGCCAUCAGUCAAAGGCAAAUGAGGACCCUGGUGCUCGCUGCAGAAUGUCCUGGGACGUCGCUCGUCGGAGCCUCUAUGCAGCGCUCAUCGGUCAUGCAAAAAUCGACUCGGACGCACUCGCAUAACGGAAGGCUGGACGUACCUGCGAGAUCCGAUGCAACUAUGAUCUGCAUACAGUGCUCAGUGGGCAGGCAUCUCCUCGGGUGGGACGGUGUCUCGUAUGUGAUAGAGUGAUAUAACCCCCUUUUCUUCCUUCAAUAACUACUACCUAUGCCGAGCGCUGAUCAAUGGAAGUGUAUGAAGACGUUUUGAAAAUCAUCUCGGGCGUGUUUCGCAUCAUAAGGCCGGGCCGGUUGACAUGGUCGCCUUCUCUGCCUCUCAAAGACAGCGGAUUGAUGAGCUACUGCGCGAUUCUGUAGAUUCGAAGACGACAUCUGCUUUGUUCUAUGGGGUUACCGAUGUCAACGGCCCGAUCUACAUGAACCACGUCGGACACAAACUCAUUGACGAUCCUGCCAGCGAUCGUAUCAAUGAAGACACUGUGUUCUGGUUAUGCAGCCAAAGCAAGCUUGUGACUUCUAUCGCAACUCUCCAGCUGAUAGAUCAGGGCAAGAUCACUCGUGACACCUUGGCGGAAACGAUCUUACCAGAGUUGGCCAAUCUCCUCGUAGGCUCGCUCCCCGGCAUUCCUCUCCGCUUCGACCCAGGCACUGAUUUUGCAUAUGGAUUUUCCAGUGACAUAGCCGGUUUCAUCGUCGAACGAGUAUCCGGGAAGACGCUGGAACAAUAUUUCAAGGAUCACAUAUUCAACCCCCUCGGGAUCGCAUCGACCACCUUCUAUCCCACAGACCAAAUCAAACAAGCGCUUCUUCCUCUGUCGUAUCGGACAAAGAAAGGGGAGAUCGAGCGGUGGAACGCUCCCCCUGUAGUUGACAUGGAUCCUGCCAACGUCAAAGUUUUCCUUGGCGGGGUGGGGUUAUACUCUACGCAGAAAGACUAUCUGGCUAUCCUGCGUCAUCUACUACAAAUUAAAGCUGGUGUCGCUUCCGAACCUAUCCUUACGCUUUCGACCGUGGAAAGUCUAUUCCAGCCAACUUUAUGCACGAAAGCAGCAGACACUAUCAACAUACAAAUGCCUAUUUUCAGUAGAUACUUGAAUGCGCCAGUAGGCUGUGGGCAAUGGAGCACUGGGCUUCUCGUCAAUCUGGAAGAUGUCCCAGGUAAACGCAGGAAGGGCUCCGGUGCAUGGGGCGGAUGGGCGUCCACCACUUACUUUAUGGACCCCGCCAGCGGUAUCGCGGUCUUGAUGGGUGCUCAGUUGGUGCCCAGUGGAGAUGACGAGUACGAGAAACUCUUCGGCAUAUUGGAGAGCGAAGUGUACAAGGCGAUCAGCUGAGGAU
This is a messenger RNA of Mycena citricolor, 1693 nucleotides long. The record is from the annotation of a GenBank genome assembly. Lineage: Eukaryota; Fungi; Basidiomycota; Agaricomycetes; Agaricales; Mycenaceae.